Messenger RNA from Cavia porcellus (domestic guinea pig), 8401 nucleotides. RefSeq names its product poly(ADP-ribose) polymerase family member 4 (gene Parp4). Gene Ontology annotation, cellular component: cytoplasm. Lineage: Eukaryota; Metazoa; Chordata; Mammalia; Rodentia; Caviidae. The transcript has 30 exons. Bases 3779 to 8209 code for a protein of 1476 amino acids. The record is from RefSeq and is a predicted model, not a curated record. Gene Ontology annotation, molecular function: NAD+ poly-ADP-ribosyltransferase activity.
UUAGAUAAUGCUGAUGUCCUGAGUGAGUAUCAAAUGAACUAUUUCCGAAAGAACCACAUUUAUAUGGCAAGUCCAGAUUUUAUAUGGGAAUGUAUCAAAGAAAAGAGACUGUUGGAUCUGAAGGGCUGUGAUUCUGUUGAGUCACGAGACAUCGUGUCAUCUCCUGGUCACAAGACAAGCUUUUCUGGUAGGUACUCAUAGAUAGCCCUUGUAGUAUUGAACAUACUGUGGUAGAUGUGUGGGUUUGCUGAAGAUAUUAUUGACAGAAGUCCAGAAAUACUGCAGAGAGAAUCAGAUUUCUUACUACUUCAGAAAAUGGGCAGCACAAUAGUGAAGAAAGAUUAAUUUGACAAUAGAAAUAAAUGUCUCAAUAUCCAAUCUAGUGAGGUCCAGAUUCAAAAUGAAUACACAGAUAUUAAUAACCUUAGAAAACAAUAUAUAAUUUUAAAUGGGAGGGGGAAAAACUUUUUUGUGUGUGUUUUAUUUUUGAGACAAGUUUUCACUAUGUGUGCCACCAUGCCUGGCUCACUGAGAAUUUGUGACAAGCAUUUUACUGAAGAAAUUUCUUCCAAAAGUUCCUGAAAGAAACAUAUCUCAUUUACAAACAUAGAGUUUAUUUUAGAAUCUGGCCAAAACAAAAGCCUUUGGACUUAGAGGAAUAAAUGCUUCAUGAGUCACAUCCCAAAAUCAGUCAGUUGAGUCAGAUACAGGGCCAUGUGCCUAUAGUCCUAGCUACUCAGGAAGCUGAGGCAGGAGGAUCACUCAAGCUCAGAAGCGUGAGACAAGCUGGAGAACAUAGAAAACACGUGAAAAAUAAGCAAGAUUGAAGCAGUUCUUAUAUACAAAAAUUUAUAAUAAACACUUGUUAGUACAGUAAACAUUUUGGUAAGGUGAAACGUCUCUUGAUAAGCAGUUGUAGAGAAAUGGGGCUAUAGUCUUUGACUUUCUGUUGUCUCAGAAAAAGACAGCUAAGACAAACAGGCAUGGUGAGAGGUCUCUUUUAAAAUUGAAAACAGUGUCCACUAUCGAGAAUGGAUCUUAGUUACUCCAGAUGCACUGAUAAUUUUUGAAAUCUUAAUAGUAUAAUUAAAACAGGAGCCAGGGUAGUAGCAUAGUUGUAGAGCGCCUGCUAACAUGAGGGCCUGGGUUCAAAUCCCAGCACCACAAAAGAUAAUUUAAAAAAUGAAGAUUUGUUCCUAUAUAUCAUAAAUUCUAUAGAUAAUGUCAAGAUUAUAAGAAAAUUACAAAACAAAACCUUACACAGAGCCUUUGAAUUCCCCUCCUCUAAAUCAGAAUAACCUUUAAUCGCUUCAUUUGUUACAUGACUGUCGGUGUCACUCCCGGCCGGCAGGAAGGACACACAACAAAGUCUGGCAGUGGACAACCUUUUUUUUUAUUUUCCUUCUCCGUACAGCCUGCCCUGGGAUCGCUCCCAGCCGAAGCCUCCUUUGGUCCGCUCCCCGCGGCUCCUUCUGGGCUUCUACUUCCGGGCUUCUUUUUCCCCCCCAGGGGUGGCACCAGUAUAUAUACGGAUACAGUGUCCAAUCAUGUUAAAGUAAGCAAGGCAAGCUGAUUGGCUAACAUCAUCAGUUGCCAGGCAGACUAUAUUGUUGAGCGGGUUGUUUACGCGGUAAGCAGGAAACUAACGUGCUCGAUGGGAGGGGUAAUCUACCUCAGGCUUUACUCUUUACUACAGGCCUCACGUCCGCCAAGUGAGGCGACCGGGCUCGGGGCUGCGGCUCCCAACACAUGACAUUUGGAACGUAUUCUGAUCCUGGGGUAUGUUAGAAAUAGGUUUUAUAACAACUUACCAUGAUCUUUAGGAGAGAAGUGUGCCAUUUGAAAAUCCUGUAGGUUGGAUGAUGUAGUCCACAUCUGUUAUCCCAGCACUCUGGAGGCUGAGGCAGGAAGAUUUCAAACUUGAGGAUAGCUGGGGCUAUAUAGACAGACCCCGUCUCAGUGAGUUUCAAAUAAUACAGAUUAGAUUAGAAUUCUUCCUUUUUGCCUAUAGUAUUCUCAGUAUUUUACACACCCUCCCUUUUUCUCACUUGUUUUAUCCACAGAUUAUCAGUAACAGCACAUCAUUUAACACAAACAAAAAAAUAGAAUUGCACGGCAAACAUGGUCUAUAUUUAGAAAUCUUAACAAUUCCAGCAGUUAGGUUAAUUAUAAUGAAGUUUUAAACCAUAACUAGAUACUUUGUUUGCUUUCAUUCUAGAAGUGAAAACAGACAGUCUUUCCCUGGACAGUGCUGCAGAGGAAGAAACCGUGGAAAUAACUGAGUAACCCAAAUGUUUCAAUGUUAAAAUACUAUUUGCAGCCCUUUGCAGUUUUUUGUUUUCUUUAUCUGUUAAUUUUUUGUGUAAGGCUUUACUGUUAUAAUGAUAAUUACUUUUACUUUCUUAUUGUAUGUGAUGGGAUAUAAUUGUUAAGUUUUACUGUUUUUUAAAGAUCUCAACUGGCAAUAAGAUUAGAGCAGUAAGCAAGUACUGUUCACUUGAUUACCUUCUUGAAAAGCCUUUGAAAUAAAGACAGUUGUAACUUUUUAUCUGCUAGUUUUAAAAAUGAAAGUAACCACUUUUCUCAAGUAGGUUAUGUGAGUAAAAUUCUGUGUGGUUUCUUAAAAAUGCAGUGUUAAUUAGGCAUUGCAUUUGGUUGUAUUUUAUAUACAUUUAUAUGCUAAUAGUAGUGUUAAGAGAGAACAAAAUCCAAAAUAAAAAGUGUGGCUAAGUUAGAGUCCUAUAAUUUAAAGAGAAGUUGAAGUUAGGCAUGGUGGCAUGCACCUGUAAUGCCAACAGCUCUGAGAGGCAGAGGCAAGAGAGUGUCAGGUUUAGCCUAGACUGGUCAGCUUACUGAGAGACACUGGCUCAAAAUAAAAAAUAGAUAAAUAAAAAACAUUAGGCAUACAGCUCAGUGGUACAGUACCUUGCCUUGCAUGUGUGAGGCCCUGAGUUCAAUCCUCAGUUUGGAAAAAAAAAACAAAGAGGAGUGUCAGAUGCCAGGCAGCCCCAGUGUGGUUCUCUCUGUGCUUCCUUGGUGCACACCUGCCUUCUAGUGUAGAUGUCACAGUUCUGGGCAGCAGAGCUUGAGAAUUAUGCAGGAGAUGGAGGAAGUAAUUGCUGAGAUUUGAUCAUUACAUAUUAUAUGCAUGUAUCAAAUUGUCACACUGUACUCCUUACAUAUGUACAAUUAAAAAAAUAGUGAUUCUUUUAAGCAAAGACCUCCAUAAGUCUCUGAGUUGCCUAGGUUGGCUUUGAACUUGUGGAUUCUGUUCCCAGGUGCUGAAAUUACAUGUGUGCUAUUCCAAGCUUAAAAUUUCUUUUUCAAAACUAUGCAGAGGAGAAAUGCAGCUCACGUCUCAUGAUCUUCUAACCAUUUCUAGACAACCUAAGGAGGCAGUAAUGGCUUACAAAUGUAUUUUACAGGGAAUCAGGGGAACCCAUUAUAAAAUUUUGUUUAUCCUAAAAAUUCAUUUUAAUGUAAAAUUUUAAUUAUAUAAAUUUCAGGUUUUAUGCAAAGAAUGUUAAAAUUCCUCAUUAUUUUCAAGAUUUUGAAGUUGCAAAAUACAACACCUUGGAAAGAGUGGGAGUGGACAGAGGCCAGGAAACUGUAGUGGUAGAGCUGCAGUGUGCCCAGCAGCCUGGGGACCAUCCUUUCCUGAUAUCUGCACACUUCCUGCUGGCUGAUAGCAUACAGACAGUUCACUCUAAAGAAAACCUCUGCAGAUGCAAGUGAAUAUUAUGAAAACUACAUCGAAGCAUUAAAGAAACAAGGAUUUAUGCUCAGAGAACAUUUUACAGCUGAAGCAACCCAGUUAGCAUCUGACAAAUUGAAAGCAUUGCUUUUGGAGGAGGUCAUAAACUCAAGCACUCUGAGCCAGGAGGUGAGCGAUUUGGUGGAAAUGAUUUGGGCAGAAACUCAAGGCCACCUGGAGCACAUACUCAUCACACCUGUGAGCAAGAUCAGCCUCAAUGAUGUAAGCAAGGCAGAGGGGAUUCUUCUCCUAGUAAAGACAGCAAUGAGAAAUGGAGAAACAGCAGAACAACUGGAAAAGAUGAUGAGUGAGUUCUAUAGAUUAAUACCUCAUAAGCAUGCAGCAAUCAAAGAUAUUAACCUGAGACUGUUAGCCAACAAAGAAGACCUAUGCCAGCUAAUACGAGACAUGCUUAAUGUCUGUGAAACUCAUUCAUCCAAACCCAACCCACCAUCUUUAGCCAAAUACCGGGCUUUAAGAUGCAAAAUUGAGCAUGUCGAACAGAAUACUGAAGAAUUUUUCAGGAUUAGAAAAGAGUUACUGCAGAAUAAUCACAGUGAAACUCCAGUAGACAUCUUGCAGAUAUUUAGCAUUGGCAGAGUGAGUGAAGCCACAGAAUUUUUAAGCAAACUUGGCAACACAAGGGCCUUGUUGCAUGGAUCUCUUGUACGAAACAUUGUAGGAAUCUUGUCCCGAGGAUUGCUUUUACCUAAAGUAGUUGAAGAUCGUGGAGUACAAAGAACAGACGUUGGAAAUCUGGGAAGUGGUAUUUAUUUCAGUGACUCACUGAGUACAAGCAUUAAGUACUCACAACCAGGGGAGACAGAUGGUUCCAGACUGCUGGUCAUCUGUGAUGUGGCCCUUGGAAGAUGUGUGGAUUUAUUCAAGAAGGACUUCUCCUUAACUGAAGCACCUCUGGGCUACGACAGUGUGCAUGGAGUUUCAGCAACAGCCUCUGUGCCUACAGAUUUUGAGGAUGAUGAAUUUGUUGUAUAUAAAACAAAUCAGGUUAAAAUGAAAUAUAUUAUUAAAUUUUGCAUGCCUGGAGAUCAGAUAAAGGACUUUUAUCCUCAUGAUAGUAGCAAAGUAGAAGAAUACAGACCUGAGUUUUUAGAUACCUCAAAGGUUGAAGAUUACCAGAUACCAGAGGUAAAGCCUUCCAGCAGUGUCAAGGCUGGCCUUCAAGAUGCUUCUGGAAACUUGGUUCCUCUUGAGGAUGUUCACAUCAAGGGAAGAAUAAUAGACUUUGUAGCCCAGGUCACAGUGUUUCAGACUUACACAAAUCAGAGUCACGUGCCCAUUGAGGCAAAAUACAUCUUUCCGCUGGAUGACAAGGCAGCUGUGUGUGGCUUUGAGGCCUUCAUAAACAGGAAGCACAUUGUGGGCAAGAUUAAGGACAAGGAAGAAGCCCAACAACAAUACAGAGCAGCUAUCAGUCAAGGGCAUGGUGCAUAUCUGUUGGAUCAGGAUGUACCGGAUGUCUUUACUGUAAGUGUUGGAAACUUACCCCCUAAAGCUAAGGUUCUCCUGAAGAUUACCUACAUCACAGAACUCAGCAUUCGAGGCCCUAUUGCUAUCUUCUUCAUGCCUGCUACGGUGGCUCCCUGGCAACAGGAUAAGGCUUUGAAUCAAAACCUUCAGGAUACCGUAGAGAAGAUUUAUAUAAAGGAAAUAGGAACAAAGCAAAGCUUCUCCUUGACUCUGUCUAUUGAGAUGCCAUACGUGAUUGACUUCAUUUCCAGUGAUACGCAUGAAUUAAAGCAAAAGCUCACAGAUUACAGAGCUGUAAUUAGCACCAUGGAAGGCAGCUCCUUAGACAGCAAUGGAUUUUCUCUCAACAUCGGUUUGUGUGAUGCAUAUCUCCCAAGAAUGUGGGUUGAAAAACAUCCAGAAAAAGAAAGUGAGGCUUGCAUGCUUGUCUUUCAACCUGAUCUCAGUGCCACCCUCCCUGGCCCAGCCAGCAGGAAUGAAGUGGUUAUUUGUCUUGAUUGCUCCAAUUCCAUGGAGGGGGUAACAUUCAUUCAAGCCAAGCAAAUUGCCUUGUACGCACUAUCCUUGGUGGGUGAGGAACAAAGAGUAAACGUUGUCCAGUUCGGCACAGGUUUCAAGGAGUUAUUUUCAUAUCCUAAGCACAUCACGGGCAACAGUGUGCCAGCAGAGUUCAUUAAGUCUGCUACACCUACGAUGGGGAAUACAGACUUCUGGAAAACACUCCGAUACUUAAAUUUACUGUACCCUUCUCAAGGAGUCCGCAACAUCCUCAUCAUAUCCGAUGGGCAUCUCCAGAAUGAGGGCCUGACCCUGAAGCUUGUGAAGAGAAAUGUCCUCCAUACCAGGCUGUUCACCUGUGGGGUCAGUCCUACAGCCAAUCAUCAUAUUUUAAGGAAUUUGUCCCAGUGUGGUGCUGGAGCAUUUGAAUAUUUUAACCUAAAAUCCAAACACAGCUGGAAAAAACAGAUAGAAGACCAGAUGAACAGAUUACGUUCCCCAGGCUGCCACUUUGUCUCCAUCAAGUGGCAGCAAUUCAGUGCAGACGCGCAGCAGCCCCUGCAGGCCCCAGCGCAGGUUCAGUCCUUGUUUCACAAUGAUCGACUGCUGGUGUAUGGAUUGAAUUCUCACUGCACUCAGGCAUCUCUGUGUGCAUUAAUCCAAGAGAAGGAAUUUUGUUCAAUGGUGUCAACUACUGAGCUUCAGAAAACAACUGGAACUAUGAUUCACAAACUCGCUGCAAGAGCACUAAUCCGAGAUUUUGAAGACGGCAUUCUCCAUGAAGAUGAAGCCAAACACGAGAUGAAGAAACAAAUUAUGAAAUCUCUGAUUAUUAAACUCAGUAAAGAAAACUGUCUCAUGACACAGUUUACAAGCUUUGUAGCAGUUGAGGAAAGGGAUGGUAAUGAGUCACCUUUUCCUAAUAUUCUAAAUGUUUCGGAAUUGAUUGACGAAGAAGGUAUAGACUCUCUGCCGUACAUGGAAUGGCACGAGGAGCACGGAGAGGCCAACAUGAGACAGCCUCUUUCAGCAUCCCCUGGAUGGAAUGAAGAACUGCAGCUUCAAAGUCUGGAUACAGGAAAAUUCAGGUUAUCUAUGCUGGAAGUUUCUAAAGACACUGAAGAGGUGUGCGUAGGUCUACAAGCGGUGGAAAAGCCAGUUGCACUGGAAUUUCAAAACAGAGAUGUAGAAAACCUGUUGUGUUUGACUCAGAUUGAUUCAUCAGAACAAAAAGAACUUAAAACCCAUUCAGAUACCACCAGGCCAAAACAAAAGGCUGUUUCCUCCUCUUUUUUUACACCCACACCCCUGGCUGCCCAAGAUAUCCAUUCUUUUUCCUUCCAUACUCCCAAUGUCCUUCCAGGUUUUGGUUCUCCUGUGCCACCUCCAGGGCCACCUCCCCUGCAUGAUGAUUGUACUUUCCUAAAAGGCUCAUUGACCUCGACACAAUUUGGUCAAUGCAAAUUUUAUCCAGGCUCUGAAAACAACCUUUUUUCUGACCUUUCCCCUAAGCUGGCCUUUCCCCCUCCUCAAAGACCGCUGCCUCCCAGGGCCUCUGCAGACAUAGAGUCCGAUGGACUACGUAGUCCCCAUAGUUCCUGUGUUAAACAGAGUUCACUGUUCUCUUCAAGUGCCCAUUUCAGUCUGACAGAGGAUCUUCUUGAAGAGGCAUUUUUCCUGUCAGAUAAGUUUGAUAGAGCUGCACCAGGUUCUGUCCAAGAAGACCUUUUGGAUGUGCCGCAUCAUGAAGAUUAUAUUGGGGGGUUGGUGUGUUCUUCACCUACCAUGCCAAAGGCCCCAUGUUUCAGCAGCGCAAAAGCAAGAGUGAAAAAUAUAAGAGGGGGGUUAUUUGGAACAGAAAGUAAUGAAACUCCAGCAAGUAUUGUGACACACAAGUUUCAUAAACAGAAGAAAAAUCUUGAUGUAACAAGUAACUUCACUUCAAACUCUCCAUUACAAGAUGAGAGUGGCACAGUCCCUCAUGCCCAUGGGAGGAAAUCAGUGUUCUGGGCUGCACUCUUCAGUCUACAAACUGAGGAUGGUUUCUGGAAACUUACACCAGAAUUGGGGCAAAUAUUAAACCUUAACACAAAUGUUUUACAUGACUUUCUUGAACAAAAAGGGAUUCAAUCUCUAGGUAUAAAAGGAAGAGAAUGUCUCCUGGACUUGAUUGCUACAUUACUGGUACUACAGUUUCUUCGCACUGAGCUGGAACAAGAUAAAAUAAUCUUCAAAUCAUUGGUAAAAAUGGAUGACCCUUCCAUUUCCAGAGAUAUUCCCUGGGACUUCAAGGCAAUAAAGAAAGCAAGUGAAUGGGUCAGGAGAAUGGAAGGACAGUAUCCAUCCAUCUGCCAACGGCUUGAGCUGGGUGAAAACUGGGACUUGGCCACUAAGCACCUUCUGAAAAUUCAGCCCCCAGCCACCGUUUCUCCUCUUCACAGAGUUCUGUAUUCUGGUCAAGUCUGAAUCCAGUGAAGUUGUAGGUGAAAUGUUUGUUGUGCGUCUAUGUCAGAAAUAAUCAGAUAUUCCCAGGAAUCUAUAAUGGCAUUUAGUUCUGACUUUAUUCAGUACAGCAAUUAGUACCUUUACUAUAAAGUAAAUGGAAGCAGAAUUGAUUAUUUUAUUCAACUAACAAAAUAAAGAUUACAAUAUUGGCGA